AUGGCGUCCGGUCUCCCUGCGCGCAUUAUGAAGGCAUUAUAUUUAUUUCUUAUUUUUUGCUAUAUAGGAAACGUUAAGGCUCCAAAAAGAGCCCGUUGAGGGAAUCGAGGCUUGUCCUGACUCAGCAAAUGCUCGUUACUUCCGGGUCGUCGUCCAGGGUCCAAAGGAUAGUGCAUAUGAAGGAGGCUAUUUCAAGCUGGAACUUUUCCUACCCGAGGACUAUCCGAUGUCACCGCCAAAAUGUCGAUUCAUGACCAAGAUAUAUCAUCCUAACAUCGAUAACUUGGGUCGAAUUUGCCUCGAUGUCCUCAAAAGUGCGUCUCAAGUCUCCGCUUCUCGCCGCUAUUUGUUCAUGCCUCUACUUUAGCUAAUUUAACUACAAUCGAUGGUAAUUGAGUUUUAAAAAGCCAUUCAGUGUGGACUGAUUCAUCUUUCGAGUCAUGUUGUCCUUUUCCGGCUAGAUUUAUUUGUUUUCCUGUCAGGACGGAAAGGCCCCAUCCUAUACAAACCAACCUAAGUCAUAAGUAGCCGCAUUUUUCAUCACCGCUAGUCAGUCCACAUAUUCCGUUGGCUUGGCUAUCGAUAAAUAUCCGCAUGCGUCACGGGCCGUAUUUAUACCCGUGAUGUGUUUAUACUGCUCUCGUCUAUAUUGGCUGUUUUUACGGGGACAUUCACUUAAAGACGGAGUACUCUUUUCUAACCUACCUUUUUGGGAUCUGCUGAGAACGCUCUUCCUCUGCAAUUAAAAUCUACUGACAGGUGCGCCUGAUCUUAAGUUAGUUUUGGCCUACUGGCCGAAUAAUAUGCCAGACCGCCUUGGAUUUCCUGGUUUCCCCUUUAUGUAAGUUGCAUAGGGGGUUCCUUGAAUAGCUUAACGCUUUUCUGCAAUUUGUCGAGUUUGUGCUUUCCGUUAUUGGUUUACUCUUUUUCCUGCGGUCCUGUACGUACGGUCUCAGUACGUUCUAAUCAACUUUUAUGUGAUGGUGUUCCGUAUUUUUUAAAACGCUAGGUAAAUGGAGUCCAGCUUUGCAAAUUCGAACAGUACUCCUAUCCAUCCAAGCUCUUUUGAGCGCGCCUAACCCCGAUGAUCCCCUGGCCAACGAUGUUGCGAAGGCAUGGAAAGAAAAUGAAAGUCAUGCCAUUGAAACAGGUUAGUACCUUUGUGCACUGUUUAAAGCUUGUAGGAGGGCCAGGACGUGGAUCCUGAAGUUCUGUAAUAUUCCAAAGUUUAGUUUGAGAAGCUGUCUUUGCGUCCUCAUAAUUUUAAGCUAGUCUCUGACAGCCGGUUUUGUUCCCCUGCCUCUGUUCUGACAUCCACAUCAGCGGAGUUAAGUCUUCUGGGCGUCAAGUAGCCGAAAUUAAGAUGAAUUGCCAGACCAUGUAAGGUAAACUUCUGGAUAAGUCCAAAGAGACGCUGUAGCACUGCUUUUGGCAUCAACUUGAUGUCGUGUUCGGUCCGCUUCCCGUUCGACAAUGAGCGUGUUUGCAAACGGAUAUUUGGAAUGGUAAUCGGUAAUGCCCGCUUCUUUCCAUGAAAUUCUUGGCUUCAGACCCCAUGUGGUCUGUGUUCCACGGUCGAGCUGCAGGCUCCCUGGCAUUUUCGUCCAGUGCGCAUUUCUCCGACGUAACUUGGAAAGGUUCUCUUGCAUGGAAGUUCAAUCUACUGCGCUCAAAUAAGAGGCAUUUACUAGUAAUUAGUUCGGUCAAGUCGUUCCUGUAAUCGGAGAAUAGUUCCAGAAGCUUUAAGAGGACCGGGGGUCGAUUCUGUCCUUAACAAAAUUAGUUCCUCUGUUCAAUCCUCAUGUUCACAUAAGCUGCACAUACUCCAUCUUCUAUGCAAAACAUAAAGACCAACUACCGGGCCAGUACACUACCGAUCUAUGGAUAAGUAACGUCGCUACUUCGGGGGCCGAUUGUAUUUUCAAUUUAUGAUUAUUAAAUAAAUAUCUGGACUGUGUCAAGGUAGCUCAUACAAAUUUGUUCAUCUAACUUGUCCAUUUACUUAAUAUAGCAAUUCGGACUUUGUUCCUUCCCCUGCUGUAGUUUCCGGGUCAUGUGUGCAAUCUGCACAGCUACCAGACUGUGACACGUUCCGUAGUAACAAAUUUAAUCUGUGAAAUCUAUCUUUGACAGUAUUUAUUCGGGUGUACUGUUUUGGUGGACAAAAGUAGCGUCUAUCACAGGUCAUUUUUUGGCUAACAAACGUUAUUCCUAGUCUUGGAGCAUCUGCAUAAUCAAGGACCAGCCAGUGUUCUUGGGGGAAGCCACUCAUCCAUAUUGCAGGGCACGUGCGUCGGUAUAAGUCGAUAUGCCUGUGUCACGAAGGUCUUCAGUUGUUUUUAUUAUUUAUAGAAAGUAAGCUUUGUCGACGUAUCUCCUUGUAGAAGCUCCUAAGCACUAUUCUAGGGAACGGGGAGCUUGAUGUCCUUGAAAUAUAUGUCAACUCGGUUUACUGGGUCGUACAAAGCCUGACACCAAAGGUGACUUCGUGGCCGUACAACGAACAUACUUCGACUCGAGCAGCCAUUAUGCCGACGUCUUUUAAGACGAAUGAAAACGGUUUCCUCAGUCCUUAAUUAGUACUGAACGCGUCGCGCCCUUCAUUUUCAUGUCGAUUUUCUGAGGAUUAAUAAACAGACUAGUUAAUGCCAGUUUUUCUUUCCUUGCAACCAAAUGUCUGCAUAUUCAGUAUUUCGGACAAGGGCCUUCGUCCUAUCCGAAUGUCCUUAUAAACAUAUAGUUUUGUGCCAGACACCGCGUACUUAGGGAUGACCCGUAAGAGCACACCAACCCAGAUGCAUAAGCCCUCGCGUUCUCUUUUUUGAGUGAAAUUCCUGCUUAUUUUGGUUGGCUGCCUGUCUCCAUCCGGGUGCCAAGUUGCUAAUGCAUGGAUGCACGAGUUAUUGGUGCAUGACAGCAACGGGUCACGAAACAACCAAAACACAACUGCUGCAGAGGUCCUGAAGUGGACACCUGCGGGUGUAGCAAAUUAGCUACUAAUUUUUGUCAACCGGUGGGAUAACCGGUGGACCCCUUAAUUUUGAUCGUUUGACCCCCAGUCAGCAAAGCGAUGUAGAAGAAUGGCGCCAGGCGUUGGUGAUCUUGAUUUGAACCACGUAUUCUUAGUUUCGGGGCUGUGUGUGCUACAAAACCUUGCCACUGUUAGUCUUUGGACUACGCGUCUUCUGCCGUUACUCUUCGGCUGAAUGAUUUGACGCAUUCUCUUUUCAUCCCAGAAACUAGUGUGUGGGUUUGGAGACGCAGGAUUGAAAGCCAUUAGCCACAUCAUCGCCGUCUAAGAACUUUAUCACUCCUGGUAAUUGCACGAUUCCUCUGAACUAGUAGCUGUGCUGACGGCCUAGUGUCAUGUACUGCGGCCUACGUAAACAUCGGACGCCAUUUUGAACAUUUCUCUUAAGCAUUUCAUAUCAGCGCACGGUAAUGCGACGGUUAGGUCUGCCAAACUGCGCAUCCGUUUAGUAUAUGCCUCCUACUGUAUUACUGUACUGUUUAGUAUAUGCCCCCUAUUGUAUUACGCCCUGCCGCACGUUUCCGCCAGCCAUGUAUAUACUUCGUGUGAUUGUCAAUGUUCCUCUUUUUCUCUAAUGUUACAGCCCGUGCUUGGACGCGCCUAUAUGCCAGCGAAAAGCCCUGA
This is a messenger RNA of Spirometra erinaceieuropaei, 3655 nucleotides long. Lineage: Eukaryota; Metazoa; Platyhelminthes; Cestoda; Diphyllobothriidea; Diphyllobothriidae. The record is from the annotation of a GenBank genome assembly.